CUACGGUUUCAAGAAUAAACUUUUCGUACUAUUUUCGAAUUAUUGUUCCGGAUUAGAUUUACUCCCGUGUUACGUAAAUUGUUUCUUUUAUCGCCUCGAUAAAAAGAGAUCGAAUUUAAAAAUCGUAUUCCAUUGGAAGAUCCUCCGGCUAGUUUUUCUCGCGAAAAUAAAUAUCCAUCGUGGCACCUGUUCGAAUGUUUGCUUUGACCGGGAUCGAUGCCGAUAGGUUAAGUUUUAGUGGAUCGAUUUCAAGCGUGCAGACGUGACAGAUCCUGUCGUUGCAUGGCGGGUCUAUGGAAAGGAGUUUGUCUUGAACACAGGAAGACAUGUUUUUGAAAUUCUUCGCUGCUUUCCAGGCUUCUUCGAGGCACGAGUAAUCGAUCCAAAUCUACGAAGGUCGGAAUCUGUGUCGAUUGUCUCAUCGAAUACUCGCGGUGAUCCUCCCAUACCGGGGGACAAUUAUCAUCCGACAAGGAGGCGAAAGAAUAGAUCCCGAGAUAGGAGAGAAGGAUGGUCUGCGUCCGUUCUCUAGGUGAACCAGGAGUACGGAGCGCCAACAACGUGAACCAGAAGGCCGCGAGAGAGACAGAAAAUGGACCAAGUCACCACGAAGUGGGGACCUGGAUUAAAAGCAAACGAGGGCAACGUCUCGGCGACAGAGCCAUCUCUGCACCUUGAAGAGUCGAGGUCGAGCGGAAAGUCGCAGACGUUGCUGUGGUACCAGGAUCGGCGGUGGGUGAUUUUUCUAACGGGGCUUGCGGCUGUUCGAGGAGGCGAUCCUGGUUGUCCGCGCGAUUCAACGUCGGCGCCAGGCUGAGCCAGCAAAUCGGACGACGAACAACGACAAGAUGGCACCGAGAGGAGCGAUCUGUCUGCUGCUGGUAACCUUGACUAUGAGAGGGACCCAGUGCAGCACGAGGUAUUUCAUGAAGAUGAAGACGAACGCGUCCGAGUUGUUCAAGACGAGAGGCGACAGUCCGAGGGUACUUGAGGAGUCGAUCGCGGCCACGCCGAAUCCAUUGUAUGAUGCAACAAAGACUAACUUUCAGGCGGAGGCCGAGAGAAUGAUCAAGGGGUUUCCCGGCAUCGGGGAGGAGCAAAGGAACGCGUUCGAAACGUCGACGUUCAAUCCAGACGUAUUAAACAAAUUUCUCGAGGAAUACGCGAACAAAAUCAAAACCACCACCGAAAAGUACCCGAAAUAUCCGUUUAAGAUCGUCAAGCCUUCCGAGCCCCUCGCUCUCGAAGUCGACGAUCAAUCGACGUAUUCCACCAGUACAACCUACGAACAAGAAACCAAGUACGACGAGGUCGCGGCCAACACUACGCCGACUACGAAUACGUUAAACGAGGCCUCGAAUGACACCCUCAAGAGAAAUAAAUACUAUGGAUCGAAUUCGUACGAGGACAGAAACGGUUGGGUCACUCUAGAGGCGAUCCCGUGGUCGAAAAGCAAAAUCUCCAAGUGGCAGGCAACCGCUACCACGCAACGUCCCUGGCCAGAUAUGAAACCAUGGGACAAACCGGGCAUAGGAAAACCUUGGACAUCCGACUACUCCAUUAGACCAGUCAUCGAAAACAAUAAGCCAUGGUACGAGAAACCAAAACCGACAUGGACGGAAAAUAGCAACGAAAAGCCUUGGCAGAAGCCCACCUCUCGUCCCUCCUAUUACGGGGAUAAGAACGAGGAGACCCAAGCGCAAAAGUGGCCGCCAGAAAGACCAUCCUGGAACAAGUACACCGAUCGUCCUAACAGCGAAAUAAUCACCGACAAUCGUCCUGCGAAUUUCCCCGGCAAUUGGAACAGACCUCAGCCAACGAAGCCCAGUUCCAGUUACCAAUUCGUAGAUCGAUACGGUGACAAGAAUCAGGCCGAAGAGAGCAACGACUGGCACGAUUUUCCUUCGAGAUUCGACGAUCGUAUUCGACCUUCCACGGAACGACCAGGAUUCUCGCAGUAUCAGUAUGUUAACGAUCACCCGCAGACCUACCCCGGAAACAGCGACGGACAGUGGGUCCUUUUGUCGACGAAUAGAGGCUACUCCAAGUCUAGGCAGAGGUCGAUCAAGAUCGACUCGACGAACCCUCCAGGGAACGGAACGAGGAGUAUCGGCGGCCUUAGGAACGAGCACGAUCCGACGGUUGCCGUCAUGACUUCGAAGCGACAGGUCAGGCUGACGGUGUUACCGUCGAUCAACGGCACGAAUACGACAACAUCCCACGGGGGUCUUCUGGAAGUGGAGAAGACGUUCAAGAGCGUGGACCAGAGCCGAAAGGAGUACGAGUUGGAGAGACAAACCCUGUCCGCUAUACUGAAAAAGAGACCCAUCAGGAACACGCUGACCAAUCAGCCCUCUAACUCUGCUGUCCUUGCAGCCGUCAGCGCAGGGAUAUUACCAGCAACUAUGGCAAUGAUGAUACCGAUGAUACUUGGCCGUAGAAAGAGAGACCUCGCUCUGGAACCGAGACUCCCCGAUUCACGUGAUUCGAUGCUGAAUAUUCGCGCGCUCGCGAAUAAACGUCGAAUUCAAGGAACGCGGCGGGAAUAGCGAGCGUAAGUUAACCGAGAAGGAACGGGUCUCCGAUAAUUCGUGGAAAUAACUAGGACGGACAAAGAUGGACGAUCCCACAAUCGGAACGCAAAUGUAAUUAUGAAGCUGUUAUCGAUCACAAGGGAAUACGCGCGAUCAUGUGCCGUAUGUACUUGAAUUUCUCGUCGAAAAAGUCAAGUUUCGUUUAAGAAAUUAAUAAAACAUGUUAUCGAGCUAGCAAACAGCGAGUUAGGAUUUAGAAAGUGAAACUAUAGUUGGAAGGCAAACGAAAUUUACAUGGGUAAAAAGGACUUUCUUCCGAGAUGUUUAAAUUUAUCAUAUAUUUACAUGCAUAGUCAAGGUACUAUAUGUAUAGACGCAUAUCUUAUUCGUUUAUUUAUUUAUUUAUUUAUUAAUAUUUAUUUAUAACAUACUUUACAUUAUUGCCGUAUAUUUCGCCGUUCGCUUAAACACUUAAUAAAAAGUAGCAGAACAAGAAAUAAUAUCGAAAUAAAAUAGAACUUUUCGCCAGUUAUUUCUCGAACCUUUACAACUUUGCCGACAUUCGGUUACCGAAAAAACGUCGAGUGCAUUUUUGUACUCUCGUCGAAUCGAGAUGCACUCCAUGCGAGAAAUCCUAUUCUCUAAUAUCCGUGAUUAAAGCCUAUCGUUCUCGUUAUCUCGUUAUCCGAGUAGCACCCACUUGUAUCAACUAAUUCCUUAUUAAUUAUUCCGUAAAAGAGAGAUAGACGAGUGUCUCGAUAGAUGCAGCUUAUUCGUGAACAACGAUGUUUGAAGAUAGUGAAAUACGACAAGAUCGAAUAAUACACAGCCCAAACAAAGGUAAGUACAAGUUGAUCGGAUGCAUAGAAAACACGCGAGGAAUAUUCUGUCAUCUGUAAAGCGAAACAGUAACGGAAACUCGUAAUCGUCACUUCGGUCCUUUGU
Hylaeus volcanicus is the source of this 3479-nucleotide messenger RNA. Its product is annotated as peroxisomal membrane protein PEX14-like. The coding region runs from base 849 to 2549 and encodes 566 amino acids. The transcript has 7 exons. The record is from RefSeq and is a predicted model, not a curated record. Lineage: Eukaryota; Metazoa; Arthropoda; Insecta; Hymenoptera; Colletidae.